Molecule: messenger RNA, 786 nt
Organism: Limanda limanda (common dab)
Lineage: Eukaryota; Metazoa; Chordata; Actinopteri; Pleuronectiformes; Pleuronectidae
Gene: stard15
Product: StAR-related lipid transfer (START) domain containing 15
Exons: 6
Coding region: 4-786 (260 amino acids)
Molecular function (GO): lipid binding
Source: RefSeq, a predicted model, not a curated record
GAGAUGCCGGUGCAAAUCCCGGAUGACUCUGACUUCUCUUCAUUCAAAGAUCAGUGUCUGAGCACAGACGGAUGGAUCAGCCGCUACAGCAAGGGCGGUGUCACGGUGUGGUGCCGGGAGGAGGAGAGCAAGGCCGUCCAGAAGCUCAAGAUGAGGAUCGUGUGUAAAGACGUGACUGCAGAGACGCUGUACGACGUCCUCCAUGACACCAGCUACCGCAGGAAGUGGGACACCAACAUGAUCGACACGUACGACAUCGGCCGACUGACCGUCAACGCAGACGUGGGAUAUUACUCCUGGAAAUGUCCGACUCCUCUGAAGAACAGAGACUUUGUCACGAUGAGAUCUUGGCUUCCUCUCGGCAGCGACUACUUGAUCAUCAACUACUCCGUCAAACACCCGCAACAUCCUCCAAAGAAGGACUAUGUCCGAGCCGUGUCGCUGCUGACCGGAUACCUGAUCCAGUCCAACGGCGCCACCAGCUCCACCCUCUACUACCUGACCCAGAUGGAUCCCAGAGGUUCUUUACCGAAGUGGGUGGUGAACAGAGUCUCUCAGUUCGUGGCCCCCAAGGCCAUGAGGAAGAUCUACAAGGCGUCUGUGAAGUAUCCCGAGUGGAAGAGGAAGCACAACCCGCAGCUGAAGCCCUGGAUGUUCCCGGAGCAGAACACGCUGCCGUGCGUCCGCGUGUCGGAGCUCACGCUGCAGCGAGCCGACUCCCUGGAGAACAUCGACGAGAGCGGCGUGAGCGAAGGGAAGACGCACAGCGAGGACGAGGAGACCUGA